ACAGUAGGAGCUCUAUCCCUAUUUCAUCACCAUCGGCGGGAGACAACAAGGGCAAAAUGGUCCUUGUCUUCUGCUAAAUUUCAAAUUGAUCACGCCAAUCGUGCCUCACAAGCCAGAAGACACACAGGCCACCUUCUCUCUCAGAAAAAUGGCAACCAUCCCGAUCGUCGAAUACACGCCAUUCUCCGAUCACAACGAGUUCACCGUCUACUUCUUCGGGACUCCCGUCGAAGUCACUGUUACGGCGACCCCCGCCGUGGUCCGUCGCUGGCUUCACACGGUCCGCUAUCGUUGCAGUCACUUUUAUCACAGGGGACGCCUAGUAGUAGGCCUCGGCGUCCAAUGGACACCGUUCUCAGGCCGAAACUCACCGGCGGACACUCUCCAACUAUGCAUUGGAAGGCGAUGCCUGAUCUUUCAACUUUGCAACGCCGACCGCGUCCCCCUCAGCCUCCGGCGGUUCCUGCGGGAUCCAGACAUCACAUUCGUCGGGUUCUGGAACAGUAUGGACGCAAGCAAACUGAGGGCUUCACGGCACGAUUUAAAGGUCCGUAGUCUGCUUGAUCUGAGGAAGCACGUGGAAACUGAUUUUGGAGAGAGCCUGGCAGGGGCUAGUGUAGAGAAGAUUGUGAAGGAGUUUUUAGGGUUUGAUGGAGUGAGAUUGGAAAGGGAGAUUAGCAUGAGUCGCUGGAAUGCUAAUGAGCUUAGUCGUGAACAGGUUUUGCAGGCUUGUGUUGAUGCUCAUGCGGCCUUUCUGAUUGGGAAAAACAUUAGGGCUUGGGAGAUUGAUGAAGAUGAAGAUACUGAUUCGUAUUCAUCUCUGGGUUUUUAGUCCUUAAUUUCACACUACAUUUUGCCGUUUUGGUUAUUUUGAACAGCUCUAUGAACCUUUUUGAACAGGAUUUAAUACUUUCCCACUACGUUUUGGUUAUUAUCAACAGCUUGGUGAACCCUUUUGGAUAGUUUUGUGAAUCCAUCAGCGAUUGAUGUAAAAGUAGACUAGAUUUUGCAUCUGUUCAUUUGAAAUUUGAAAAACUGUUAUCUUUUUAACUUUGAUUUGAGUCUAUUUGAGCUGUUGGUUACACUGAUCCUUAUUGUGAUUUCCCUCUUCCUUAUUGUUUCUGGUGAUGGAACUUGUACAAAGACUCUGAUUCCCUGA
Messenger RNA from Tripterygium wilfordii, 1159 nucleotides. RefSeq lists its product as uncharacterized. Lineage: Eukaryota; Viridiplantae; Streptophyta; Magnoliopsida; Celastrales; Celastraceae. Bases 149 to 832 code for a protein of 227 amino acids. Gene Ontology annotation, molecular function: 3'-5' exonuclease activity; nucleic acid binding. Gene Ontology annotation, biological process: nucleobase-containing compound metabolic process. Gene Ontology annotation, cellular component: nucleus; cytoplasm. The record is from RefSeq and is a predicted model, not a curated record. The transcript has a single exon.